Messenger RNA from Prorocentrum cordatum, 3137 nucleotides. The record is from the annotation of a GenBank genome assembly. Lineage: Eukaryota; Dinophyceae; Prorocentrales; Prorocentraceae.
UCUUUGGCUCGAGCCGCAUACUCGGGUGUCCACGCUGUAGAUGGAGCAUGGCGGACGAGCAGGGUGCACCGCCUGAGGGACGGCGCCCGGCCAUUUCGCUUGUUGCCGGUUUCCUGCGCGUGGUCAUGAGCAGAUCAGCCUUGUGCUUUCUUCUGCAUUUGCUCCAGUCUGGAUGGGCUUGGGAUGGAGUGGAUACGGGCAGGAUGACACCACUUCAGAAAGCAUUUCCCACCUAAGCCCCAUGAACACAUGCAAUGGGGACGUAGAUGCACAGUAUUUCCCACAUCCAGAUUGGGACGCUUGGGGAGACACCUAUCACUUCAUAGUGCUUGCGAGCACAAUCACUUCACUUUUAGUGGCUGUAUGUGCUGCUUUUGGUCUGAAGUACGUGCCCACCGUGUCUGCUUUUGUCAUCCAUGCCCGAUAUUGGCUUUUGUUGAAGUGGGUAUUGGCUGUAAUGUGGAAUUUUGAGAGGGUUUAUCAGUGGUGUGAUGCGACAUAUCCGAAUCGGAAUCGUGUGGGCGUCUUCUGCCACCUAUCUCAGCUUCUUGCUGCGAAUGAGGUUUCUGGCUCUGCAGCGUGCACAGGGUGAGAAGGGCCACCUGAAACGGAUGUCCGUCGUCAUUGCAUUUCAGUGUGUUGUUUUGCUCGGUGUCAGUGCCUGCGUUGUUUUUCGGCUCACGACGGCUGUGGCGCAGGAUUGGUUUUGCACGUUGCCCCAGACCCUGCUGUCGAUAAUCUUGUCACUCACAGUGGGCGGUCUUGCGAUGGCAGCUCAUGCUCUUAGGAAUUCACUCCUUGUUGCCCAAAACGUUGCGCAGCAGACCGUUGCACGCCGUGGGGGGGAGGUUCAGCGGAGCUAUCGCACUGUGCGGCGGUAGCUGAUGGCGACACUGUUGUGUGGCGUCACAGCUGUGUUGGCAUUGGGUAUUGAGUUUGCGUCGCACGUGCUGUUCGUGUAUCACUGAGACGAGCAUGCCUACAUAUAUGAGAUCCUCAAGACAUUCUUCAAUAUAUUCGACCUGGUUGUGAAUGCCGCUAUCGUAUUGCUGCUGUCGGGUUGGUACGCGUCCGUCCGAUUUCGCGGGUUACUGGUGAGUGCACUGCGAAUUGUGCCAAGUUUUUAACCGAUACAUCAGGAAGUAUACAAUGGGAGGAUAACGUAAAAGAGCUAUCGGAGUGGGGCUGCAUUAUAGGGGCAUUCCUAGGCUUUUACGCUGGACUCGGACAGCACUACAUGCCUCGCUUCAACCCAGAUGUGCAUUCCACAGCUGACGUCGUCCGGCAGGCCAUCACUCCACUCACGGCCAACAAUUCAGAGUUUGGGCCGUGCGCAUUGUCUACGCAGUUUAUGGGUGGGACCUCUAUCCCAGCGCAGUGCAUGGUACACAUUCGUGGUCAAAUAAGUUUAUAGAUCUGAUUGCUGCCAUUGUGGCGGAUGCUCUUGGCCGCAGCACAUAUGAGGCGGUGUUGCCCAGAUUGAAGCCGGCCGAAUGGCCAGUGCUCAUGAAGGAUUUGCACCAGAAGGGUUUUCUGGGGAUUUCGUAUUGGGUCUGUGCUGCUUGCGGCAAUCAGCAUGCAGGAAUUUGUAGCGCGAACCCCGGGCAGCAACAGGAUCCAGUCAGCUGCAGAGUACAUCCUGUCUGCAGUUGCGGCCACCAGAAAUUCCGGAACAUCACACCACCAUUGCGCUUCGACGGGGAGGGGACUUUGUGUGAUAUGAACAAGUUUGAUGACAUGAUGCUCUACCUCAGCAAGGUGUGUAAGCAAGGCUCAUGUGGCUCAUUUCUCAUACAUAACUGUCAAAUGCCAUGCCGACAACAGCCUCAAGCUGCACAAAAGCGCGUUGAUGAGUCUGCGCGUGUAGACAUGGAGUCCUCCAGGCCAGAGGAUACGGCCAUGAUCCUCGGAAGGAUUGAUAACCUGGAUGACUUCAACGAAACCCUGAGGUGGAUCGUUCUGGACGAGGACACUGGCAUCUUCGCAAACUGCCAGGGCAGCCUGCAGUCCUCAGACACACCUCGGCCAGAUCGUGAGGAAAACAAGCUCUUCCAACAGCUCCUCGUCCUCUACCGUAGCCUCUGCCCCGUCCUCGCUCUUUGCGUGCACGGGUCGCACUCCCUCGCUCCGAGUCUGAUGCAAGUGCGCGAUGCAGUUCUCUUGGAUGCGUCUUGGUUGAACCAGGUCGUAGAUACGCGACGCCUCGGAUUUGUGCUAUGCCCAGCGAGGUAUGCUACACGCUGGGACUGGGUGUCCGCGUAAGCCAGCAGCAACUGUAAGGUGAUCGGCCGCCGACGUGCGGCGCAGCCGUGCUUCCGGUUGGAAAAUAUUAUGGAACAUAUUCAGUAUUCUUUCAACGCCGUAAAGUUCGGAAUAGUUUGUAUUUUGCUGGGCAUGUAUUCGAGGGGGGAGGGAUAGACGCUGGGGACUUUGGAGCUAGGAGGAGUGGUGCUGCUGGAGCGUCUGCUGCAUCCCACUCGCCCCUCCCCCCCACAACUCUCUCUAUCAUGCAGUCCGCCAUCGUCGCGCGGCGGUUUCGUGGGGCCUGGGGGCACAGAUGCUGCCGCCGGUUGCCCCCUCUCCCCAGUCCUACCCCUCGUCGUCGUCGUCGUCCUCCUCCUCUCUGCCAUGCUCUGACCCCGUGGGCUCCACAGGCCUGGCGGGGGUUCGGAGUUUUGUGUCGGUGGUUUCGCUGGCCUCUGACAGGAUGUGCAUGUUGUGCCGAGCUCUGGCCGGUUUGAGGACGUCUUCGUCCGCUCGCAUCUGUGGGGCACGUAUAGAGCCGCUCGGCUGAGAUAGAUUGGGCCGCGAAGCCCAUUCAUUUCUCCUCCUCCUCCUCAUCCUCCUCCUCCUCCUCCCUGGCUUCACAAGUCCGUAUGGCGCCUCCCUGUCCGUCUCCGCCCUCCGUCUUCCUGUCCCCUCUCCCAAGGAGGUCCGAUCUAGUUAUGAAUCUAUUUUCAUUCGAACCGAAGUUUCAGCCUCUGCUGGCCUCAAGCACCACCAGAGUGCAUUUGUGGGGUAACAUGCCCGUGAAUGUUUCAAACGAUCCUUCCGCCUUCUCUUUCGCAAGUGUCAGCCUUUGCUGGCCUCACGCGCGACUAGAGUGUAUGUUGGGGUAGCAUGCCCGCGAAUGUGAA